AUGAAAUAAAGAGUCCUAAAAAUGUUAAAUAAAACUUACAUAAUUAGAAUGUAUUUAGUUAGAGUUUUAAGUAGAGAUCAUUUACCAACAAUUUCACUUAAACAAUUUAUAACAAUAACGAUUUAGAUUAUGAUUUAUAUCAUUAAGACUAAAAAAAUUAAAAUCCUAAUGUAGCAAUUAAUAAAGAAGAUUAACAAUAAGAAAAAAAGACUUAAGAAUUAACCUAAGAACUGCAUUAUCCAGCUUACAACAAUAAUAAAUAAGUAGAAAAGCAGGGGAGAUAUUCAUAAAAAAUAAACUUACUUUGCAAUUUAAACCAAAUCAAAAAUGAGAAUACAAUUUAAAAAAUAAUGA
Molecule: messenger RNA, 354 nt
Organism: Tetrahymena thermophila SB210
Lineage: Eukaryota; Ciliophora; Oligohymenophorea; Hymenostomatida; Tetrahymenidae
Exons: 1
Source: RefSeq, a predicted model, not a curated record